Messenger RNA from Monodelphis domestica (gray short-tailed opossum), 6268 nucleotides. NCBI's taxonomy places the organism in Eukaryota, Metazoa, Chordata, Mammalia, Didelphimorphia, Didelphidae. The record is from RefSeq and is a predicted model, not a curated record.
CCCCGAGCCUCCAGCGCCUCCCCGCCGCUACUGCUGCCGCCCGCCAGCCGCCCCGGGCCGCCCUCCCGGCCGCCGCCCCGACGGCCACGGCCACGGCCGCGGCGGACCCCGGGGGCCGGCAUGUAGCGGGCCCGCCAUGGCCGGCACUGACGGCGGCGGCGGCGGCGGCGGCGGCGACCUGAAGACUGCUCGCCUGUGGCGGGAGGCUGCCCUCCGAGCGCGCAAGCUGAGGGGCAACCUGCGGCAGCUGAGCCUGAGCGGAGCCGCGGCCGCAGCUUCCUCGGACCCGGGCACCGGCCCCCGGCCGCCCAGCCCCUCGCCGGUCCAGGACCCUCCGCCGCUUGUGCUGCCCCAGGAUAUCGCCGACGUGGAGGUGCUCAACUUGGGCAACAAUGCCCUGGACGAGCUGCCCGCCGGCCUGGCCACCGCCCUGGGCAGCUUGCCCCUCCUGCGGGGCCUGGUUCUGCGCCGGAACCGCCUGCCCAGGCUGCCCCCUCUGCUGGGCCAGUUGGGUGCCCGCCUCACCGAGCUGGACGUGAGCCACAACCGGCUGGGCGCUGUGGCCGCCGAGGUGCUGAGCGCCCUGCCCCAGCUGCGCAAACUCAACCUCAGUCACAACCAGCUGGCCGACCUGCCUGCCCAGCUGGGCUCCCUGGGACACCUCGAGGAGCUGGACGUCAGCUUCAACAGGCUCCCACACCUGCCCGAUGCCCUGGGCUGCCUGCGGGCCCUGCGCACGCUGGACCUGGACCACAACCAGCUCACCGCCUUCCCCCCUCAGCUCCUGCAGUUGGGCACCCUGGAGGAGCUGGACCUGUCCGGCAACAGGCUUCGAGGCCUACCUGAGGAGAUAGGGGCCCUGCGAGCUCUCAAGAUCCUCUGGCUUAGUGGGGCCGAGCUGGGCACCCUGCCCUCUGGUUUCUGCCAACUGGCCAGCCUGGAGAGCCUGAUGCUGGACAGUAAUGGGCUGCAGGCCCUGCCGGCCCAGUUCAGCUGUCUCCAGCAGCUGAGGAUGCUAAACCUCUCCUCCAAUUGCUUCGAGGACUUCCCCGGGGCCCUGCUGCCCCUGGCCAGCCUGGAGGAACUCUACUUGAGCCGAAACCGGCUCACAGCCCUGCCAGCCCUGGUCUCGCGCCUGAGCAGGCUGCUCACACUCUGGCUGGACAAUAACCGCAUCCGCUACCUGCCGGAUUCCAUCGUGGAGCUGACGGGCCUGGAAGAGCUGGUGCUGCAGGGGAACCAGAUCGCCGUGCUGCCGGACAAUUUCGGGCAGCUCUCUCGGGUGGGGCUGUGGAAGGUCAAGGACAACCCGCUCAUCCAGCCGCCCUACGAGGUCUGUAUGAAGGGCAUCCCCUACAUCGCAGCCUACCAGAAGGAACUGGCCCAUUCCCAGCCCGCUGUGCAGCCUCGACUCAAGUUGCUGCUGUUGGGCCAAAAGGCUUCGGGCAAGACGUCCUUGCGCAGGUGCCUCACCGAGGGGGACCAGGAGGAGGGGAUGCGGGUGGGGAGGAGCCGGGAGAAGGACCACCCCGGCCUGGACCCAGGCCUUGGCCCAGCCUCGGGCUGUAACAGCAAGGGCAUCGAAGUGACCAGCUGGACUGCUGAUGCCGCCCGGGGCCUGCGCUUCAUCGUCUACGACUUGGCAGGGGACCAGAGCUAUGAGGUCAUCCAGCCCUUCUUCCUCUCCCCCGGAGCCCUUUAUGUCCUGGUGGUCAAUCUGGCCACCUACGAGCCCUCCAGCUUCCCCUCUGCGGUGGGAUCCUUCCUGCACUGCGUGGGGGCCCGGGUGCCGCACGCCGUGGUCUGCAUUGUGGGCACCCACUCGGACCUGUGCGGGGAGCGGGAGCUGGAGGAAAAGUGCCUGGACAUUCACAGACAGAUCGCCCUGCAGGAGAAGCAGGACGCGGCUGGCCUGGGCCGCCUGGCCCGUGCGGUGGACGAGGCACUGGCCAGGGACUUCGAGCUGCGCUGCUCCAGCCCCCACGCGGCCUACUACGGGGUGUCCGACAAGAACCUGCGCCGGCGCAAGGCCCACCUGCAGUACCUGCUCAAGCACCGGCCACAGAUCCUGUCCCCGGUGCUGCCCGUGAGCUGCAGGGCCCCGGCGCAGCUGCAGAGGCUGCGCGCCAAGCUGCUGUCCGUAGCCGAGCACCGCGAGAUCUUCCCCAACCUGCACCGGGUGCUGCCGCGCUCCUGGCACGUCCUGGAGGAGCUGCACUUCCAGCGGCCGCAGGCCGAGCGCCUGUGGCUUAGCUGGUGGGACUCGGCGCGCCUGGGCCUGCAGGCCGGCCUGACGGAGGACCGGCUGCAGAGCGCCCUGUCCUACCUGCACGAGAGCGGCAAGCUGCUCUACUUCGAGGACAGCGCUGCCCUCAAGGAGCACGUCUUCCACAACCUGCCGCGCCUCAUCGACAUCCUCAACGUCUUCUUCCAGCGCAACGCGGGCCUGCUGCUGCGCAAGCUGCUGCUCGGCACCCAGGGGGAGGAUCCGCUGCGGGCGGCCCAGCUGCACCACUACGUGGAGGGCUUCCUCCUGCACGGCCUGCUGCCCGCCCACGUUAUCCGGCUGCUGCUGCGGCCCCACGUGCAGGCACCCCAGGACCUGCAGCUGCUCUUGGAGCUGCUGGAGAAGAUGGGGCUCUGCUACUGCCUCAACAAGGCCAAGGGCAAGGCGCUGAAUGGGGCCGCCGCCUCCUGGUACAAGUUCCCCUGCUAUGUGCACCACACUGAGGUGCCCCCCACGGCGGAGGCCUGGCUCCGCCAGCCGGGCCUGGCCGGCCAGUCCUUCGUGGCGGAGCAGCUGCAGAUCCGCUACAGCUUCCCCGUGCUCUUUCCCCCGGGCCUGUUUGCCCGCUACAGCGUCCAGAUCAACCGGCACGUGGUGCAGCGCUCCGACGGCAACUUCCAGAUCUUCGCCUACCGCGGGAAGGUGCCGGUGGUGGUGAGCUACAGGCCCAGCCGCUGCGGCGGCGACACCCUGUCCAUCGCCAGCCACGCCUCGCUGCCCAACAUCUGGACGGCGUGGCAGGCCAUCACCCCGCUGCUCGAGGAGCUGGAUGCCCUGCUUCAGGAGUGGCCCGGCCUCUGCUACACCGUGCACAUCCUCUGCUCCAAGUGCCUUAAGAGAGGCUCCCCCAGCCCACACGCCUUCCCAGGGGAGUUGCUGAGUCAGCCCAGGCCAGAGGGUGUCACCGAGAUCAUCUGCCCCAAAAAUGGCAGCGAGCGAGUGAACGUGGCCUUGGUCUACCCCCCCACGCCCACCGUGAUCAGCCCCUGUUCCAAGAAGAAUGUUGGCGAAAAGCACAGAAAUCAGUAAUGGCAGGUGGGGCUAGGAGGUGCCCCAAAGAGGAAGACAGCGCCGAAGCCUUCUGGGCAGGCUUGGCUGGCCACGAGGGGAUGGAGCCUUUGCUGGCCUCCCAGCACGGACCAAUGGGGAAGGUACUUCCAGGGAAUGGAACUGACAACCAAGAGCCCUUGGAAAUGGAGCUGGGAGGAAGGAGAUUGGGGAGAGGGAGGAAGGAAGGAAGGAAGGAAGGAAGGAAGGAAGGAAGGAAGGAAGGAAGGAAGGAAGGAAGGAAGGAAGGGAAGAGACUCUGGAGCAAACAUUUUACAAUCUGAACCUCAGAACUGUGAUCCACCAAGGAAGAGCUACUUGAAGAGGAAAGGGGGAAAGCAGAAAGAAGGAAGGAAGGAAGGAAGGAAGGAAGGAAGGAAGGAAGGAAGGAAGGAAGGAAGGAAGGAAGGAAGGAAGGGAAGGCGAAAUGGCCACUCAGGGAUUUUGUUUUCUGUGCACACAUAAGCCAUAGCUGCUGUCCAGAUGGCUGGAUCAGAGACUCUAAAAGUCAAUUCUGUUCCAUGGGAAAGAGAGACCCUUGCCUGAAGCUCAUUGCUGCUGCAGAGUGACGACCAGUGUAAAAUAUGUAUAUGUUUAUCUUUAUUUUUAUAAUAUGAAAAUACAUUUAAAUUUCUACAGUGGAAAGCUUCUAGAAUUAGUUCACACUGGGUGCAAUAUUCUGCAUGAGAACCGUGCCAAUCUGGGGCUGGUUUCUUGUUUUCUUUCAUGGGUUGGGGUCUCUUUCUUUCUCUUGACUUCCUGGUUUUCUCAUCCCUCACAUGCAAACACGCUCAUGCUCACAUGUGCAGCCAUGGUGGUUUAUGUGGGAUUCAAGGUUCAUUCUGUUCAUUCUUUGCUGCUAGUCUAUCAUCAUGGAAUUAGAGAGUAGGGAUCCUUGGGCCCUAGUGGGCCAUCUGUCCCCCUUCCUGCCGCCAUUUUGCAGGCUAAGCAUAAAGCAGACAGCCCAUCUCCCCUUGGUAACCAGAGCUUCCUGAGAGCUGGCCAGACCCCCACCCCACCCCUCCCUUAAGGGUCUUUAUGAGUUGCUUCAUCCUCAGGCAGCUUCUCCAUGCAGUGGGUCCUCAGCCUGGACUUAGCAGACCCUCCAGCUUAAGUAGAGGCCCUUCCAGAGUCGACUUUCUAUGGGCACAGCCUUUGAGAGCCCAGCAUCCCUCAGAAGCCCUCAUGGAGGCAGGACAGGCUAUGAACAGAAGGUGCCACCUGAUGAAAACAAAAAUCCUUCCUACAGAUUAAGCCCCAGAUCCCAAAGUUUCAGCAGCUGGAGGACACCGACCUAUAAGCGCUGAAAUUCUUCCUGCAGGUCAGGGUCAAGUGAAAGGCUGGCUUCCUCAGGCUAGCCAAUGGCACAGGAAGUCUGCCUGUAGGGCCCCAUCUCUCCCGACUGUUCAUUCACUCACUGAGGUGGGCAUUCGCCAGGAAGAGGAGGAGUGUACCCGGGGAAGGAUGGACCCACCUCAGCUAAAGACCUGCCCCCAUCACUGCCCAAAGAAGCGGCCUGAGCAACCUUACAGCCCCCAAAUAGGCUCCUAGGGGCCCCCAAAGAGAGUUCGUCUUAACCAUCAAUCUAGGACUUCUCAGGAGCCACCAGUCACCGGCACAAGCGUACACCCAGAGGCCUCUGAAAAUGAGGAGGGGAGCUCGGGCCUGCGAAGAGCCCCGUUUGGGUCCUCCUGCCAGGGAACAGCAGUCCCUGGAGGUUAUGAGGAGAUUUCACAAGGGUGUCCUCCCGCAGUUAGCUGGGCACCCUAGAGCCCCUCCAGGGACAGAGGCCAAGUUCCAUGAGAUCCAAGGGGCAGGGGGCCUAGCUCUUCCCUGCGAUGGGGCCACGGGCAUCCUGGGGAAGGAAGAGGAGCGGGAGGAGGCCAGCUGGAAAUGCAGCUCCAUGAAUGCCAGUGACACUUCCAAGUAGAGCAUCUCUGUGACGGGCAUGCCUCAGGGAGCAGAGAUGUUCCCAGCCACGAGAGCCAGCCGGCGGAUCGGCUUCUCCCUCUCUCUCCCACUCUUAAAUACUUGAAUCCGCUAGAUUGCUCCAGUGCGAGGUUCUGUCCCAGUUCUGUGUGUGUGUGUGUGUGUGUGUGUACAGCGUAAGUGGGCUCUGACGGAUCCAAGCUGGCAGGCAGGCGGGACGCUCUGGUGUGGGUAUCCAUAUCUAUGCAUAGAGGUCUCUCUCCUUUAUCUCGGCAUGAACGGUGCAGAGUCUGUUGUAGAUAGUGUGUCUGGGCUCCCAGAAGACAACUGAGGCCUCGCCGUUGGAGGAGCCGGUCGGGGCACCCGGACGCCCAUGCUCUCAUGGUGGUUUUGAAUGUGUCCUGUGCGCCCUGUGACCUGCACUCUCAAGGAACUCUCAGGAGAACAUCUGAGCAGGGGAAGGGCCAGAAGCGGAGACCCGAUGUCCUGGGAGCACGUUCUGCCACGCAGGAACGUUUGCCAUCUAUGCAGGGAGCUCCGGGGCCUCUUUCCAUGCUGGGGAAGACGGCCCGGCGGCCGGGUGAGGCUGUAUCUGCAUUUCAAGCCUAUGGAGUGGUGAAGCUCCACAAAGCACAAGAGGGGCUCUCCCCGCCUAGCAGCCCCUUCUCCUGACUCUCCCAGGGCCCUCUGCGCAGGGACAGUUUCCAUUCAAGCACUGAGCAGCGUCCAGGCUUCUGCCGGGACUGUGCUGUCCAGAUAUGUCUGACCCCUCUUGAAAAAGACGCUUCCUGGGCGCCGUUCACACCUGACCUAUGUGUUGUGUGAUGAACUCUCUGAAGGCUGAGUAAGGACUGGGGUUGUUGGCUUGGUGGACUCUCCGAUGGGUUUUCUCAUGCUAGAGUUUGUGAGAUGUAAUUGAAGUUGACUGUCAAAUUGUCCUACUGGGGAAGAAUUUAAAAAUAAUUCUUGCCCUGGAAAAUUUAAAUAAAAGGAAAAGGAAAUAAA